Messenger RNA from Limulus polyphemus (Atlantic horseshoe crab), 3389 nucleotides. RefSeq names its product ecdysone receptor-like. The annotation marks the transcript as partial. Gene Ontology annotation, biological process: positive regulation of transcription by RNA polymerase II; negative regulation of transcription by RNA polymerase II; ecdysone receptor signaling pathway. NCBI's taxonomy places the organism in Eukaryota, Metazoa, Arthropoda, Merostomata, Xiphosura, Limulidae. Gene Ontology annotation, molecular function: RNA polymerase II cis-regulatory region sequence-specific DNA binding; zinc ion binding; ecdysone binding. The transcript has 5 exons. The record is from RefSeq and is a predicted model, not a curated record. Gene Ontology annotation, cellular component: nucleus.
GUUUCUUCAGAAGAAGUAUCAACAAAAAUGUUGUUUACCAGUGUAAGUAUGGCAACAACUGUGAGAUUGACAUGUACAUGAGGAGGAAGUGUCAGGAAUGUCGACUGAAGAAGUGUCUCAGUAUUGGAAUGAGGCCGGAAUGUGUGGUGCCAGAGUAUCAGUGUGCCAUCAAGCGAGAAUCCAAAAAGGGUCAACGAGAGAAAGAUAAACCGAACAGCACUACAAAAGAAGUAAACUGCUUUGAUAAGGAAGAAAAACCUCAGAUCCCAGGAAUAAAACCUCUUGAUCCUUCACAAGAAGACGUGAUUAACAAACUAGUAUUAUUCCAAGAAGAGUUUGAAUCUCCAUCUGAGGAAGAUCUGAAAAAAAUAUCUACGUUCCCGACGGGUGAGAGUGAGGAAGAUAGUUUACGAAGAUUCCAACACAUCACAGAAAUCACUAUUCUUACUGUUCAGUUGAUUGUUGAAUUCUCUAAACGUGUUCCUGGUUUUGACACCUUGCUAAGGGAAGACCAAAUUACCCUCUUAAAGGCCUGCUCGAGUGAAGUUAUGAUGCUGAGGACAGCAAGAAAAUAUGACAGCAGGACAGAUUCCAUUGUCUUUGCUAAUAACCAGCCUUACACAAGAGAGAAUUAUCGUAGUGCUAGUGUCGGAGAUUCGGCCGAUGCUUUGUUCAACUUCUGUCGCCGUAUGUGCAUGAUGAAAGUGGACAAUGCAGAGUAUGCUUUGCUCACUGCUAUUGUAAUUUUCUCAGAGAGACCAAGCCUUGUGGAGCCCACCAAGGUUGAGAAAAUUCAAGAAUUUUACCUGGAUACACUGCGAGCUUACAUUGAAAACCACCGACCACCAGGAAGGAGUUAUUUUGCUAAGCUUCUGGCUGUGCUAACAGAACUCCGAACUCUCGGUAACAUGAACUCUGAAAUGUGUUUCUCACUCAAGGUCCAGAACAAAAAGCUACCACCCUUCUUGGCUGAAAUUUGGGAUGUUCUGGAGUGAUCCCUGGUCUUCUUUUUCAUACAGGAAAAUACAACCAUUUUGGAAAAACCAAAAAAAGUGACCAGUUGCGAUCCUUGUUCUGGACAGAGUGAUGAAUGCAGCAAGUAAUAGUUUUCAAGCGUUAGUGUGGUGCUGUGAAUGAUCACUGAUAAAAAAAAUCUCAUGAUAAUAUUGAUUAGUUACUGUUUUCUUGGUCACUGGAUCCUUAGUGGUUAUGGUGUUGUCUUACUAUUCAAGUAUUGUUUUGUUGAAAUAAGUUGUCAUUUGGGUCUUCUUAACCCCCCCUCUUUAGCCCACGAAGAACUUGUUAUCCCCUAUUAUUGAUCUAACCAUUUUAUACUUCACUCAUUAAGAUGGAGCCAUCCAGGUAAAAGAAAAAAAAUUUUCUUUGCCUCAAAACGUUUUAUGCUGUGAAAUAUUUUACAUUAUGAACCAGUGGGGUAUUCAUUCCAGAACAUAAUGUAUAUGACGUAUUAAUUGGCUUUUUAUUUAUAUAAAGAUAAUUUUAUUGUAGUUUGAUUCACAAGAUAUCUUUUGACGAGUGAGUAGCAUGUUAAUGUAAAGGACUCUUACAGAAACCUUAUGUUAAGAAAACUAAUUCAUUCCAUCCAUGGGCUUAAGUAGGUGUAGAUUGUUUGGAACUUAGUAGGUGGAAAGAAACAUUUCAAAGAGUUAUCAUUUUAAUGCGUUAAUAAAAGCAGUUUUUAUCAUCUUCCAAGAUGAAAAGUUUAGGUGUUAGAUCUAUACUGUUAUCAGAAAAAAAACGUGAAUCUUAUUUUUAUUGGGUUGUAAGAAGUCACUUACUCCAAAGGUUGUGAAUUGACUUAUGAUGUUUGAUUUAAACUCUGGAUUUUGGUGAAAACGCACAAGUGAACUGAACAGGUGCAAUGGUACAGUGUUCUGUACGUGAAAACGGAUGAGAGAUUGGUUAAACUUUGGCAGGAAAGAAAGUUAACUUGAAACUCGUCUAGUUUUAAGUCAGUUUUGACACCGGUGAUUUUCUGUGAAGAAUGAUGAUAAAAGAGUACUUCUUCAUCAGUGUUUCAUUUCAUUUGAAAACAAAGUGGACCAUAUCUUGGAAUUUAUCAGUUGUAUAAUUAAUUUUUUUACCAUCUUCCAGUAGAUCAUAAAGGAACAACAAAUAAGUGGUAUCUAGCUGAUAGAGCAGUUAAUUAAAUACAUCACGUCUCUAAACAGAAGAAAAUAUUUUUAAACACGUAAAUGUAUUUUCAGGGUUACGUUUUUAUUUGUUCUUUUUUGUAUCACCUACAAAUCUAUAGAGUGCCUAUAGUCAAGCUGUUUUAAUAUUACGUUACACCCAAAAUGAGUGAGUAACAGCCGAGAACAAUGGUAUGGUCUCUGCACAGAACAUUUUGUAAUCAUUAGUGAAAAGUCGUCACCAGGAAAUACUGUCAACUUGAGGAUUGUGCAGAUGUGCAUGCUUUGUUGAUGCUAUCAUAAAAUUUCUUGAGCGGUGGUGUUUGAUGAAGGUAAAAUUGUGUGUUCCUCAAAAUGAAGACAGGAUAAUUUAGUGAAAACAGAGAAGAUAUAAUGAUAACUAAAAUACAAAAAUUUCAGUUGUAAAGUUAGGAGAGAAAUUAAUUUAUGUUAUAGGGUUAUUUCCUAUUAAAGAUAAUUUUACAGCCACCUGGCAGAAACAACGAUAAACUUUUUUGCACUAACAACAAGCUAACAAAUCCUUGGCCAUAUAACUGGAGUUAUAGUGUGAAAUAGAUGAACUGGAACCUAGCACUCAUGCACUAAGUAGCAAAUAUAUGACAUAGAAAUUGAACAUUUCUGAGGAACAAUAGAUGGGCUGGAAGAACUGUAAGUAAUAUCGUCUGAUGUUAACCAUAUAAACUAGUACAACAAGAACUUUCAUUUCUAUACAUAAACUAAAACCAAAACUUUGAUAAGCUACUUCAAAGAAGAUACAAAGUUGCCUUUAAUACUCUUAUAUCAAUUCUAACUUUGAAAUAGGUUUUUGGUGCUGAAAUAGUAAAAUUUACUAGAUAUUUUUACUAGUUUUACCUGAAACAGAUCUUAGAUUAUUCAUGAAUAGAGGAUGUAAAAUAUGAUUUUAUAUCUAUAUCUAUCUAUAUAUUUAUAUAUGUAUGUGUGUUUUGCAAUUAAUAGAUAUAUAUCAUACAAUGUGUAUGUUUCAGAUCUUUGUUUUAUUCCUUGUGAGCAAACGAGCCCUAGAUUGUAGUUGUUAUUAACAUUUCUCAUUAACAAGCAAUUUUAACUGGUUUUCUUUACAAAAGUUAAUUUACUUGUCUAUUGUGAUUUUUCAGAAAUUUAUACUAGGUAUAGUGUAUCUGUUUGGUAGCUUUUAGUUUUAUUUAUUAAUAGUUAUUAAAACAAAAUCUAUUGUUUGUUAAAAAGAAACUCAAA